Messenger RNA from Nymphaea colorata (pocket water lily), 1638 nucleotides. RefSeq names its product alcohol acyltransferase 9-like. Bases 70 to 1428 code for a protein of 452 amino acids. NCBI's taxonomy places the organism in Eukaryota, Viridiplantae, Streptophyta, Magnoliopsida, Nymphaeales, Nymphaeaceae. The transcript has 2 exons. Gene Ontology annotation, molecular function: acyltransferase activity, transferring groups other than amino-acyl groups. The record is from RefSeq and is a predicted model, not a curated record.
CCCACUCUCACCUUCUUCUCCUCCUCGGUACUCUCUCUCUUUCUUUCUUACAGAGAGAUCGUGCCAACCAUGCCGAAUUACGAAGAGCUGCCGGAGUGCCAGCUUUUGAGCCCUCCCCUUCUGGUUCCGCCCCUCUCCGCCACCCCCAACCUCGUCCUCUACCUCUCCAACCUCGACGACCACCGGUUCAUCCGCUUCUCCGUCAAGUACCUCUUCCUCUUCCGCGCUCCCUCACCGCCCGAAGUCCCCGCCAUCCGCUCCUCCCUCUCCUCCCUGCUCGUCCACUACCACCCGCUCGCCGGCCGCCUCCGCCGGAGCCCUGCCGACGACGCCAAGCUGGAGAUCGUGUGCUCCGGCGAGGGGGCGCUCUUCUCGGAGGGCUUCAUGGACAUCUCGGCCGACGCCUUCCUCAGGGCCGCCAAGUCCCCUAAUCGCUCCUGGCGCCAGCUCCUCUACCGCAUCCCCGGCCACGACUUCCUCUCCACCCCUCCCCUCGUAAUUCAGGCGACUCACCUGAACUGCGGCGGGAUGCUGCUGUGCGUGGGGAUGAACCACUGCGUGUGCGACGGCAUCGGGAGCGCCCAAUUCCUGCGCGCAUGGGCCGAAAUGUGCCGACAUCCCGACGCUCCCCUCUCCGUCCAACCUUGCUGGGGCAGGGAAGCUCUCAGGCCUCGGCUCCCUCUCAAGAUCCAGUUCCCGCACCCCGAGUUCGCCCAGCCCGACCCGGAUCCCUGCCCCGAAGACCGGCCACCGGCGGCGGCCGCCGAGCCUCUGGUUCCGGUGUCCAUCACGUUCGGCGCCGACCGGAUCCUGCAGCUCAAGCGCCUCUGCAUGCCCUUGCUCAAGUGCACAUCCUUCGAGGUGCUUGCCGCGCACGUCUGGCGGUGCUGGGCCCGAGCGAUGGCCAGGAAGACGGUGAAGCUCCUGUUUACGGCCGAUGUACGGUCGCGGCUCGACCCGCCGUUGCCGGCCGGAUACUACGGGAACGGGUUUGUGCUGGCGUGCGCGGAAUGCAACCCGGAGGUGCUGGGGCACGAGAGCAUCUGCGGGGCCGUGAAGGCGGUCCAGUCGGCGAAGGCCGCGGCGCUGUCCGACGCCCAUGUCCGGUCCGUGGUGGACCUGUUGGAGGAGCGGCGCCCGAUGGUGGACUUGGGCUCGAGCCUGGUGGUGACCCAGUGGUCUAGGCUGGGGCUGGAGAGGGUGGACUUCGGGACCGGGCUGCCGGCCCAUGUGGGCCCCAUCUCCAGCGAGGUCCACUGCAUAUUCCUGCCGGUUGUGGGCCAGCCGGAGGCCGUGACCAUCUUGGUGUCCAUGCCCGAGAGUAGGGCCCACAAGUUCGAGUGCUAUUUGCGAGAUCUCGCAGACAAGGAGGUGGAGGGCCCACUCGGGGUCAUACCAAAUUACCAACUUACCCCCGUCCGGAGCUAAUAAUUUAAUUUCUUCUCUUUUUUUUUUCCUUAUGGCUUCAUUUGGAAAAUGAUUUUGGGAUGUGUUUGCCUCUGGACUGAUCAGUUUUUUUUUUUUUUGGAUAAUUGUUGACAAAGUGUUGGAUAUGAAGCUCAAGCCUCCUAUACAAUGGCUUAGUGUCACCUUGUAUAAAUUUUCAAAGGGAGAAAAAUAAAACAAAUAAAUUGGAUA